GCUCGCAGUCGUCGUAUAGUGAAGUGACAGAGGAGGCCAUCAUCUUCGGAUUCGGGACAGACAGACGAAGAGUGUUGUUUUUCAUAAUCCAGAAAAAAACGCGAAAUUUUGCCAUAUUUUGUGCAAUACUGUUCGAAAUAUUUGGCCGAGAAAAAGUUAAUGAAGUUUGUGCGCUUUUAAUUGCUUCCAGGUAUCUUAAGAAACGUUUGAGUGUGAAAUUAAAAUUGGAAAGGCAAAAAUUGCUAGCAAGAAAAAAGGUGUCGACACAUUCGUGUACUCUGAUGGAUGACCCUGAUUUUUAUCCGUAUUAAUCCAGGGAUCUUUCAUAUAAUAUUAACUUAGAAACAGUGUGAAUUAUUAAGCCCAGCUAUUUUUCUUGAGGAAGUUGCUCUUUUCUCGUUUUUGCAGUACAUACGGUCGAUUUUGAAAGUAGGCCUCAAGUAGUAUCGAUUGUCUCACAAUGGCGAAUUGUUGAAACCAAAUUGCGAAGCGAAAAGGGAGAUGUUUUUUUUUCUUUCAUCAAAUGGUUAUGAAAUUAACGGAACUCAAAUGGAACCGUAGUGUUUGGAUGUGUAAUUUGCUGCGUAACGUUUGUACGGCACGUGCAAUUCGAUAAUUGAUAAUAAAUUUCCAUGAGGUAAAUUAAAUCUCAUUGGAAAGUGCCAGCGAAGAACUGAAGAAAAUCGACCUGAUUCGUUAGGAGCAGCUACUGUGUUGCCCUGAAAGAAUAGUACCUAUUUAGUUCCAAUGCUUCAGGUGUCCGGUUUCCGGAGCAAGUUCAGCAAAGCUGGAACCGUCUGAUAUUGGUUUGUGGGAAAUGUCCUCCUCGGCAGGACACCAUCUGUCGGCACUGCAAUCGUCCGGAGGGAGCAACGGAAGCGGUGCCGUGACGUCCGGUGGCAGCACCCGUUCAAUGCUUUCCGUGAAUCUAGAGGCAGCCGCGAUGGCUAGUGAUCCCCUAAGAGAUUUAUUUGAGGCUUGCAAAACGGGCGAUCUGGUCAAGGUGAAAAAGCUGAUUACAACGCAAACCGUGAACGCUCGAGACACAGCUGGCAGGAAGUCUACGCCACUACAUUUUGCGGCAGGUUACGGUCGUCGGGAUGUGGUGGAGUUUCUGCUUACAAACGGAGCAUCAAUUCAGGCUCGGGAUGACGGUGGAUUGCAUCCUUUGCACAACGCAUGCUCAUUUGGACACGCCGAUGUGGUUCGUCUUCUCCUGGAAGCUGGUGCCAAUCCUAACACCAGAGAUAACUGGAAUUACACCCCUUUGCACGAGGCUGCCAGCAAGGGAAAGGUGGAUGUCUGUAUUGCUCUACUGCAGCACGGGGCAGAUCCAAAUAUUAGAAACUCGGAAAACAAAAUUCCUCUGGAUCUAGCCGACUCAUGCACGCGACCUGUGCUGACCGGAGAGUACCGAAAGGAUGAACUAUUGGAGGCAGCACGAUCCGGCUCAGAGGAACGUCUUUUGGAAUUAUUGACCCCACUGAAUGUGAACUGCCACGCGAGCGAUGGACGCAAAUCGACUCCCCUUCACUUGGCAGCUGGCUACAACCGGAUACGGGUUGUACAAAUUCUGUUGCAACACGGUGCCGACGUACACGCCAAAGAUAAGGGUGGUUUGGUGCCGUUACAUAAUGCCUGUUCCUAUGGUCACUUCGAGGUGACCGAGCUGCUGAUCAAGCACGGUGGAAACGUGAACGCGAAUGAUCUCUGGGCUUUUACGCCGCUUCAUGAGGCUGCUUCCAAAAGUCGGGUGGAAGUUUGCAGUUUACUAUUGGCCGAAGGAGCCGACCCAACGCUACUGAACUGCCAUAACAAAUCGGCCAUCGAUUCAGCGCCGACGCGGGAACUGCAGGAGAAAAUUACAUAUGAAUACAAGGGACAUUGUGUGCUGGACGCUUGCCGUCAGGCCGAUAUGCAGAGACUUAAGAAGAAUCUUACAACCGAGACAGUUAAUUUCGUUCAUCCGUACUGUGGGGAUACACCCCUGCAUGCCGUAGCGCAAUCUGUGUAUCCGAAGCGGAAACAAGUUCUUGAGGUUUUGAUACGAAAGGGCGCUCUGCUAAACGAGAAGAACAAAGACUUUCUGACUCCAUUGCAUAUAGCAGCGGAUAAUUCACAUUACGAGAUUAUGGACGUACUUUUGCGCCACGGUGCCAAGGUGGAUGCACUGGAUGGUCUCGGUCAAACGACGCUACAUCGAUGCGCCCGGGAGGACAACAUACAAGCGUGUCGGCUUUUGCUGUCAUACAACAUCGAUAUAAGCAUUGUUUCACUGCAAGGUUAUACUGCCGCUCAGCUAGCGACUGAGAAUGUACUGAAAAUCCUACAGGACCCACCAUCGGACACGGUGGAUCUCGAGUGCCAAUUGCUUGAAGCAGCCAAAGCCGGUGACCUCGAUACCGUUCGUCGGAUUGUGCUCUCCAAUCCCAUGACCGUCAACUGUCGCGAUUUAGAUGGACGGCAUUCGACUCCGUUGCACUUUGCGGCCGGUUAUAACCGUGUUCCGGUUGUGGAUUUUCUACUGGAGCAUGGCGCCGAAGUGCAUGCCUCCGAUAAGGGCGGACUGGUGCCAUUGCAUAACGCCUGCUCCUAUGGGCACUACGAGGUGACCGAACUGUUGGUGAAACAUGGUGCCAAUGUGAACGUAGCGGAUUUAUGGAAGUUCACACCGCUGCACGAGGCCGCCGCCAAGGGCAAGUAUGAGAUUGUGAAACUGCUGAUUAAGCAUGGAGCUGACGUAACGAAAAAGAACCGCGAUGGUGCAACACCACUGGAUCUGGUGCGCGAAGGAGACCAAGACGUAGCAGAUCUCUUGCGAGGAAAUGCGGCCCUGCUGGAUGCUGCGAAAAAGGGUAACUUGGCACGCGUUCAGCGACUUGUUUCACCGGACAACAUUAACUGUCGGGAUGCUCAGGGCAGAAACUCAACACCGCUUCAUUUGGCAGCUGGUUACAAUAAUUUGGAGGUUGCCGAGUACCUAUUGGAACAUGGUGCCGAUGUGAAUGCCCAGGAUAAAGGUGGAUUGAUUCCACUGCACAACGCUUCUUCCUAUGGACAUCUAGAUAUUGCCGCUUUGUUGAUCAAGCACAAUACCGUAGUGAAUGCUACAGAUAAAUGGGGCUAUACUCCGUUGCAUGAAGCGGCUCAAAAAGGCCGCACCCAGCUGUGUUCACUUUUGCUCGCUCAUGGCGCUGAUCCGUUCAUGAAGAAUCAAGAAGGACAGACCAGUCUGGAUCUGGCCACUGCUGAGGACGUAAAAUGUUUGCUACAGGAUGCCAUGGUUGCAUCCCAAGCUUCUACAGCUGCUGGAGGUGGCACGGGUGUAGCAAACAAUUCAUUGCUAUCGACUGCAUGUUCACCAACAACUGAGACAGUCACGCUACCGACGGGGGCGUCCAUGACAUUAUCGGUUCCAGUUCCACAGCUUCCGGUACGCAGCUGUCUUAGUCCAGCCCAAGGUGCAGAAACCAACGCGGAUGGCGUCGUAAUGGAUGACGACAAAAUGCAGCAGGUCGUAUCGAUCGAAUCUUCUGUGUCCGCUUUUCUUACUAGUCUGCAGUUGGAGCAUUUGAUUGAGCUACUCGAGAGAGAACAAAUCACGAUGGAUAUACUAGCCGAGAUGGGCCACGAAGACCUGAAACAAGUCGGUGUGUCAGCCUACGGUUUCCGCCACAAGAUAUUGAAGGGAAUUGCUACCUUGCGAGCCACAACCGGUCUUGGUCUAACACCCAACCCGGGUACUCUUCUGGUGGAUCUUCUUCCCGAUGACAAGGAAUUUCUUGCCGUUGAAGAAGAAAUGCAAGCUACAAUUAGGGAACACAGAGAUAACGGUCACUCUGGAGGGUUCUUCACUCGAUACAACAUCGUUAGAGUCCAAAAGGUCCAGAAUCGCAAGCUGUGGGAACGUUACGUUCACCGUCGAAAAGAAAUUUCCGAAGAGAAUGGCCACCAGGCUAGCGAACGAAUGCUGUUUCACGGAUCGCCUUUCAUCAAUGCAAUCGUACAGAAGGGAUUCGAUGAACGGCACGCCUACAUCGGCGGUAUGUUCGGAGCUGGCAUUUACUUUGCCGAACAUAGUUCGAAAUCGAAUCAGUAUGUUUACGGUAUUGGUGGCGGAAUCGGUUGUCCGGCACAUAAGGAUAAGUCGUGUUAUCAGUGUCAUAGGCAGCUACUGCUUUGCCGAGUAGCGUUGGGUAAAUCGUUUCUUCAAUUUAGUGCAAUGAAAAUGGCGCAUGCCCCUCCGGGACAUCACUCAGUCAUCGGACGACCGUCAGCUGGUGGACUGCAUUUCCCUGAGUACGUCGUUUAUCGUGGGGAACAGGCGUACCCCGAGUAUUUGAUCACCUAUCAGAUAAUGAAACCGGACGACAGUGGAAGUACCGAGGAACCAGCAAGAUGAUGGACAAUCUCCGCAGUUAGCAACAUCGGUCAGAACAACAAUAUUCACUUCACGAGCAGCAAUAGUACCAACAGCGGUGGCAACAUUAGCAGCAACAGUAACAGUAGCUCCUCUACCACGAUCGCUUCAGUCCACGCGUGCAGUUUCACGCGAAUUCGAUCCACUACCCGUUCGACGAUGGCUAAAGCGACAGCAGUGCGGGUUUCUACGGGUAAGAAAUGUAGUCAGCUUCUCAUUAUAACGCCAGCAGUCGCAAUCGAUAAUAACAAUGAUGGUGGUUACAAUGGUCCGUUCCACUCUCACGAUAGUGGUUGUGGUAGCAGCGGUAGCGAUACCAGUUUAGAGAGUGAUAUCGGGAAUCCGUUGAACGCUGCCAGCGACAUCGCUAACGAUGGGAACAAUAAUGACAAAUCUAGAAAAACUUCAUUACUGUCAAGAAGGCAACAACAGGUAGUAUCUAAGAUGUCGUCUUCCUCAACCACUAAGAUAACGACCACCACCACCAGCACAAGUUGUGGCAGCAAUCAAACCCCAUCCUGGCGAUGGUGCUCGAUCAUUUGUUCAGCAGUUAGAUGUUUCAGACCCGCGUCGCAGUCUCAACAACAUCUUGGUUCGAUUCACUAUAACAGCAAUAGCGGAGACAUUCCACUCGUUAAUCGCGCAAGCUUCGUUCAAAAUCCUCUCACUAGCGGUAGUUCCGGUGUGAGCGGGAGAAACGGAACCGGGGUGCGACGGGCUAGUGCAAGGUUUAGUAGCAAUCAAAUCUAUGAAUAUACUAUCAAAAGCUAUAGAUCCGACGCGAAUGAAAAUGACCAUAUUAAUAAUAACAAUAGUAACAACGGCAAUAGCGAAGGAAAUCAUUCCGAUAGAAACUCAAGGGACAGAAGCAACAUCAUGUAUAAGUUGUGACGGGACAUUAGCGUUUCCCAUAUAUCCAAAAUAUCUUACCUGCUUUGGUUGCCGCUCGCAACGCCGUACUGCCAAUAUCAAUGCAUAAUAUUCGUUCUAUAUUUUUACGAAAAAAACGAUUGAUUUCAGAGGAAGCACAUUACCCGUAGAUCGUGUGUAAUCAAACGACAGUACUUUUGAAAGACGGAUUUUUGAUCAACUAAAAGAAAAACUAUCAUAUAUAUACCAUGCAUUCAUAACCUACAUAAUCAUACACUGAAUAAUUUACGAAAAGAAAGUUCAGACUUGCGUUUCUCUCGAUUGUUGGAUUACAUUACCAAUUAUAUCAGGAUUAUAUCCCGGUUAAUCCCAUAUAGCUACACUAUCUAGUAAAGACGUUGGAGUAGGACCAGUAAAUAACGGGCGAAAGUGUAAAAGCAGUCAUUACUGUCACUGACGUCAAGCUAAUCUGAAAAAAGACGGUUAAAUAUUUUCCCGAAGAUCGCCUAUUUUGAAAUGUACUUUUGUAUUUUUGUUCAAGUUAUUAGUACGCCAAGGUAAGACUAACAGUUUCAAGUUACUCAAUUGUAAGCUCGGGUUUUUGUAUCUGUAGCCUAAAUCUUACUCGAAACACUGAAUUUAAGGUUUACUGAAUUUAACAUGAUCUUUGUCGCUAAAGAUUGUUUGUCUUGCUUGGAAAAACGGUUUUGCUCUCACAGCUGAAAUCUUCGAAGAUAAUUGAGCUCCCAGAAUUUAACUUCGGGUGACUGAAUAACUGAGCAUAAGUUCAAUGCCUAUGGUUAAAAUUCUCUUUUUUGUAUGCAGUGAAAAGAUGACUUUCUUUCGUAUGACAUGAUCGAACAAAAAGUUCGAUAACUGUUCCCGUUCCAGUGUUUGAUCAUAUAAAAUUAUAGGCGCUGCUGUCUAAAAUUUAUCGAAAAAAAAAUUCAUCUCGCGGUGAUGACUUUAGUUCUAUGUUGUACACUUGGCAGUUUUGUGAGUACUAUUAAGUCCGUUUAAAUAUCUAAAUAUAAAACGCUACACAUGGUUUGAGGGACGAAAACGCAAUGUAGAAAGGAAAACGAGUCGCUGGAAGAAAAAAUCGUAAAUGAGCGUCUAUUAUCUAACUCUUAGUAAACAAGUACACUAUAUACAAAUGAUGAAAUGAUUUGACAAACGCGUGUGUGACUUCGACUUGACCGGAAACGAUUCGGUUUUUGAUUUUUUGAUUAGUAAAUUAGAUGCAGUACCCGAUGACAGUUUUUGUUAGGGUAAUAAAUUACUAAGUGAA
Wyeomyia smithii (pitcher-plant mosquito) is the source of this 6581-nucleotide messenger RNA. It is a transcript of the gene Tnks, whose product is annotated as poly [ADP-ribose] polymerase tankyrase. NCBI's taxonomy places the organism in Eukaryota, Metazoa, Arthropoda, Insecta, Diptera, Culicidae. Gene Ontology annotation, cellular component: nucleus; cytoplasm. The record is from RefSeq and is a predicted model, not a curated record. Bases 818 to 4402 code for a protein of 1194 amino acids. Gene Ontology annotation, molecular function: NAD+ poly-ADP-ribosyltransferase activity; protein binding. The transcript has 11 exons.